GGGUGGAGCGAUGCUGUCACGUGAUCGUUGCCUUAGCAACGGGAGUGAAGCCGAGCCCAGGAGCGGAGGUGUCUCCGGUCACUUGUUUCUUCAGUCAGAAAAAGAUAUUUAAGUGGUGAACGCAACCAUUCAAAAUGAGUCAAUGGUAUAACUCACUGGUGCCCAAUAUCAUAGAUGAAAACAUGCUCAACCUAGCAGUGGUGGAGCAGGGUCCAACUGGAAAAGCAGGAGAAAUAGCCAAAGAGGAGGGGAUUGACUUUAAAGAUGUAAAACACCUUCAGCUGGAUUUCAGAAAUAUCCUGAAGAUUGAUAACCUAUGGCAGUUUAAAACCCUAACGAAACUCCAGAUGGACAAUAAUAUCAUUGAAAAAAUUGAGGGACUGGAGACACUUAUCAAUCUGGUGUGGCUGGAUUUAUCCUUCAAUAAUAUUGAAAUUAUUGAAGGACUAGAUGGAUUGAUUAAUCUGGAAGAUCUAACUUUGUACAACAACAGAAUUUCUCAUAUUGAAAACAUGGAUUCGUUAGCAAAUCUGCAAAUAUUCUCUAUUGGCAAUAAUCAUCUCAAUCAGCUGGAAAAUAUACUCUACUUGCGAAGGUUUCAACACCUACGCACAUUAAACCUGGAUGGGAAUUCAUUGUGCGAAGAUGAACGCUAUAAAAUCUACAUUGCUGCUUACCUCCCAAACCUGGUGUACCUGGACUUCAGGUUGAUCGAUAAAAACAUUAGGGAAAUAGGUUUACGUACGUAUCACUACCCUAUUGAAGAAUUGAUCCACAACGAGAAAACAGAGUUUAUGAAGCUUGAAGCAACGAGGCUUAAGGAUGAAGAGUUAGCUUUACACAAGGCUGCCUACGUGGAGUACCUCAAUGGAUCCAAUCUCUUCGACAGCAUGUUUGCAGAAGACGUUGAAGCAGAAAAGCUUGGACAUCUCCCUGGAUUGGCCGAAUUUGUAGAGACAUACAAGGCUGAAUUUACUGAGAUUUGCAUAAAGAUCUUUCAUUACGGGCUCCGCGGGUAUGAAACCCGGGAAAAAGAGGUCAAACAGUUCCUUGAAUGUCUUCAAGAAGCCAUCGAGGACAACCAGAACAUUGGAGUGGAAAUUAUAAAGGACUUUGAGGAAAAGAGCAAAGAGUUUAUAAGUGAACAACAGCAUAUUGUUGAAGCCAGUCUUCUCGAAAUUCAUGUCGACAAUUUUAGGAUAGCCCUAAAAAAGCUGUGGAACACACUCAUGAACUUGGAAAUGCAACUGGUUGACCAGCUAGAGGAAACAAUUAAAGAUUUUGAACGAAAUAUUUCAGAAAUGGUUUCAACUUACAUUGAAAAUGUGCAGGCUCUAAUAGCUCAGUGCCGAGAUCUGGAGAAUCAUUAUCACGAGAACGUUUUGGAAAUCGCCGUGAGCACAUAUGAAAAAAUGGUCAAGAACGAAGUGGAGGAGGAAAUGCCGGAUGGCAGUCAGUUGCCUUUUUGUGAUAAGGACACAAUUGUCAAUGCAGUGAAUGCGUCACAUGACAUGCAUCUGCUUAAGAUUGAUAAUCGAGAAGAUGAAUUGGUUACAAGGUCGAAUGGCUGGACCACUGCUAUGAUGGAUAAGCUGCACAUGGAAGAAAUAAACCGAAACCGUAAACGAGUUUUGGAAAUUAACCAUUACAUCGACCACUGGUACAGUGAAUUGGAGUUCUUGUAUAUGCAGGAAGCAGUGUAAUUUGAUCGUGGAGCAGAGGCCUUUGUAAAGUUAUCCUUCCAGAAGUUUUGUUGUAAGAAUUUUUAUAAAAAUUCAAAAGUUCUG
Messenger RNA from Callorhinchus milii (elephant shark), 1787 nucleotides. RefSeq names its product dynein regulatory complex subunit 3 (gene drc3). Gene Ontology annotation, molecular function: protein binding. The transcript is spliced from 14 exons. The record is from RefSeq and is a predicted model, not a curated record. Lineage: Eukaryota; Metazoa; Chordata; Chondrichthyes; Chimaeriformes; Callorhinchidae. Bases 135 to 1703 code for a protein of 522 amino acids.